AUGGCCAAUGACGUCGAACCACCUGAAACAACUGAGGAGACGAUGGACAAGUCUCAGGAGGACAAAUGGGACGAAUACACAGCCUGUCCACCGGCAGAGGACUCCUCCAGCAUGAAGUUAAAGUGGGAGGUGGGAGCUCAGUGUCGGGCGGUCUGGUCUGAGGACGGUAAGCUCUACCCGGCGACGGUAGUGGCGGUGAACUGCGAACGCUGCAGAGUUCGGUUCAUUGGUUACAACAAUGAGGAGGACGUGGAGCUGAGCUCGCUCCAGAGUCUCUGCGAGACGCCCAACCCCGACCAUCAGGACUGGAAGCCUGGCGCUCCUUGUCGGGCCGUGUAUUCAGAGGACGGUUUGGUUUAUCCUGCUGUGGUUCUGUGGGUCAAAGGUCAGCGCUGUCGUGUUCGCUACAACAUCUACAACAACGAGGAUGAGCUGGACGUCGAUGACCUUCUGAGACCGGAAGAGCUCCGCGGUCCGAUCGGAGCUGCCACCAACACAAAGGUGAAAAUUAGACCCGGGAGUCAGAAUCAAGUGAAGCAGGAACAACUGGAGCAGAGAGACGAACAGACGAACGACGACGUCCCUCCGUUUCCUCACAUGAGCUCCGGGGGACCUUCGUCUUUCUUUCCCCCGCCUCCUCCCACCUGGGCGUUCUGCGGCAGAGAUGCCUCCAUUUCUCUGGACUUGGACUCCAUCACCAACAUGUUGAUGCAGUGGUACAUGUGUGGUUUCCACACCGGCAGCUACAUGACUCGGCUGCAGUUCAAGUCGUCCUCCAAAGACUCGUCUGACCCAGGUGAGCAGAACCGAACCCGGCGCUCCGUGACGAGUCCCACGAGUUAA
This is a messenger RNA of Nematolebias whitei (Rio pearlfish), 843 nucleotides long. RefSeq names its product survival motor neuron protein-like. The transcript is spliced from 7 exons. The record is from RefSeq and is a predicted model, not a curated record. Gene Ontology annotation, molecular function: RNA binding. Gene Ontology annotation, biological process: mRNA processing. Bases 1 to 843 code for a protein of 280 amino acids. Lineage: Eukaryota; Metazoa; Chordata; Actinopteri; Cyprinodontiformes; Rivulidae. Gene Ontology annotation, cellular component: cytoplasm; nucleus.